Corticium candelabrum is the source of this 1123-nucleotide messenger RNA. RefSeq names its product large ribosomal subunit protein uL10m-like. Bases 11 to 640 code for a protein of 209 amino acids. The transcript is spliced from 2 exons. Gene Ontology annotation, molecular function: structural constituent of ribosome. NCBI's taxonomy places the organism in Eukaryota, Metazoa, Porifera, Homoscleromorpha, Homosclerophorida, Plakinidae. The record is from RefSeq and is a predicted model, not a curated record. Gene Ontology annotation, biological process: translation. Gene Ontology annotation, cellular component: mitochondrial large ribosomal subunit.
GCUAAUAAUUAUGCUGCGCUGCUCGUUUGUUCGUCUCAGAAACGUUAUCAGCACUAUCGUUUCUGUUCGAUUCUCUAGGAAAUGUCCUGGAUUAACAGGAAAACCAACUCGGCGCGGAGCCGCCCAGCCGAGUCUUAGAAAAAUAGUUAUAGCAGACGAAGUAAAGCGUGUAUUCUCCGAAAACGACAUGGUAGUCGUUCUACAGCAUCACGGUCUAACAGUCGCUCAAUGGGAUAGCGUGCGUUACGACCUCGCGGACGCCGACAUUACUGUAAAAGAUUACCCAAAUCGUGUGGCAUGCAAAGCUCUAGAAGACACCAAAUACAAACACAUGCUACCACUAUUUCGUAGCACGACUGCAGUUGCGUUUUGCAAGAAACCGUCAGUGAAGCAUCUCCUCACAGCACUGAACUCACAUCCAAAGCUGCUGCUGAUCGGAGGGAAGGUGGAUGACACACUGAUGUCACAAGACGGCCUCAAGCAGUACGCUAAACUUCCAUCAUCUCAUCACUUACAAUCAGAAUUGAGUGGCAUUAUGCAGUCGCCCAUGUGGACACUAACACAUUUGAUGCAGUCGAAUCAGUUAAGACUGACCAGCUUGCUUGCGCAGUUGUGCACUGAAGGAACGUCUCGUCAUUGAGUAAUUAAUAAAUGCGUCUAAUUCUCAUACUGCCCACUGGGUAACUAAUCAAUAUAUUUCACUCUAGAUCCGUCCUUCUGGCCUUUGUCUUGUCCUAAUUGGCUGGAGGUUCUUAUCUCCUACUUAGCUACUUAGACCUUCUUGCUGCUAUGGCGCAUAACAUGCAUUUAACGGCUAGUGUGAUUAAUAUGGCACGCAGAACAGUACAAAACGGGGUAACUGAAUUGUACACACAAGAUAUAAAUACACACAAAUAUGUUCUGGAAUCUUGCAGCACACAAAAUAUAUUGUGUACAGGAUUUCAGUAUAUUUGUGUGCACAAUUCAAGUAUGUUGUUUGUGUGGCACGAUCACCAUUUCAGUAUUUUUUAUUAGGAUUCCCUUACAUUUUGCGUGCACAAUUCUCAAUGUAUUUUUGUACAAUUCAGUAAAGAGUAAUGCAGUUUUGCUAUGUUCUUGCCUGGCAUUUCUAGUGGUGUGUGUG